This is a messenger RNA of Botrytis deweyae, 2028 nucleotides long. RefSeq lists its product as uncharacterized. Lineage: Eukaryota; Fungi; Ascomycota; Leotiomycetes; Helotiales; Sclerotiniaceae. The record is from RefSeq and is a predicted model, not a curated record. Gene Ontology annotation, biological process: peptidyl-serine phosphorylation; protein autophosphorylation; autophagosome organization. The transcript has 2 exons. Bases 502 to 1641 code for a protein of 379 amino acids. Gene Ontology annotation, cellular component: cytoplasm; autophagosome. Gene Ontology annotation, molecular function: protein serine/threonine kinase activity; ATP binding.
UUCCUAGUAUUUUUAAUGGUGCGCGAAAUCAAUUCAUCCCUUUGACUCAUCUUCGAAGUUCGCUUUCUCAAAGUAUUUCAAUGUCGUUAUCAGACUCUUCUGUGUUCAAGGACCUCGAUUCAAUCUGCCGAAGACUUCUUUUUCGAACCUCAAAGUAUGAAGAUCCCGUACUGCGUAUCUCAGUCCGAUAUUUAGCACGUUUAUGUAAGCUGUUGAAUUAGAAAUAUCAACAGUACUUAACGGCCACUGCUCUGGAACAUGAGGGUCGCUCUUCACUCAAACGUUGCCCCGCCCGGGCUGAGACAAGGAAUUCAUCACAAGAUCUAGCGCUUGAUCUAGAAGAUUUGUCGCAGGAAUGUAGAAGCGAAAUAACGCAUGUUAUGUCACUACUUGACUCAAUCGCCAUUCUUGAUCAAGGGUCAUACUCAUAUAUGAACGGGAAUCGAGCACAAGUAGCCAAUCGAUUUCAAAAGGGAUCUCUACAAGAAGGAAACGCCAUUCAUGAAAACGAAGAUGGCACGAGUGGAAGAGUUGACCGAAAGCCUCUUCCUUCCAACCAUGAUCAGUGAUGCCAAGGAACAACUUGUGAAACUGAGAAAAGUUCGAACUGUACAAGAUUGCGAGGUGGAGGAUGCAUAUCAAAGGUUUCGAGAUUCUUAUCACGCCUCUAUGAACAAUAUGGAGAAGAUUGUAAAGAUUUGUAAUGAUCACCAUGAUCGGAUCUAUGUUCACGUAUUCACGGAAGCGGAGAAGGUGCCAUAUGAAGUGGACCUUGAUAUCCCUCAGGCUGAGGGAAGCUUUGGUAUCGUCUACAAAGCAGUGAAUACAACAAACAACACUGCCUUCGCUGUAAAGAUGUUUAAAAAGGUAUACUCCUCAAAGCAGCGGAGUGAGAUAUUGAAGGAGUUGGGACUACUGGCUAGGUGCAACCAUCCAAACCUGCUCACCUUAAUGGAUGCCUACCAAGUACACGACGACCCACAUACCUAUUAUCUGGUUACUCAACCCUGGGCGCCAUAUACGCUGGAUAUGUUUAUCCAUGAGACGGACAAUCAGAGACGAAAAUCAUGUCCAUGGUUCGCAUCAAGAAUGAAAGAAACAAAGAUACUGAUGGUGUUGAAAGGGCUAGCGGAUGGUCUUGAUUACCUCCAUGGACAUUCGAUUAAGCAUAAGGAUAUAAAGCCUGAUAACAUCCUGCUUUAUCAUGAUAGUACUAGAGGGAUCCGGCCGAUAAUUGCAGAUCUCGGUGAGAGCAAAGUCUUCAGGCAAGGUGGAACCACGAACUAUUCCAAGAGCACGUAUCGUUAUCUUGCGCCCGAACAAGUCAACCACACAGACAGUAGUCUUAAGGCAGAUGUCUGGCAGAUGGGCUGUUGUUUUGUGUUCUUGUUGGUAAUCCUUAGUGAAGGAUCCCGAGGGUCAUGGGACUUAUGGGGAAGCUUUGAGAACGAUGAUCCAAACUGCUCCUGCAGAAUCUCGACGGAAUCCGAACACUUUAUGAAGACACUACGGCGACUUUGCUCGAAAAGCAAAUACUCCCAGGAGUAUGUCCUGUGGAUAAUCACUGGGAUGCUAGAGUUACUACCAACGGCACGAAUGGAUAUUCAAGCCGUAAGAGAGGAGUUGUCGCAACUUAUCUGAGGAAUAUUUCGGAUAGGCAUAUGCGCUGCGUGGGCCUGUACUUUUAAUCGAUUUCCUAUACUUUAGAUUUAGGUGAUGUAUGGAGUAGUCUCCGCGAUAGGAUGAGCAAGCGCUCUGUAUUAAUGUAGCAUAGGUAAGAUUUCGAAUCUCCCCCCAAAAAAUGAUAAUGAUUCGUAACGGAUUUGGGAAAAGGGACUGUUCAUACAGAGGAAGACAACAAAGCCAUCGAAUUUACCAAGAACUUCCAGCAAUCCAUAAAAAUUGUUUCAUAUAUACUGUAAGACAGUUUUGUAUAGGGGGAUCCUAAUUAUAAUAUUUUAUUUUUAUGUUCUUGGGGAAAAUUCUUCGGGACUCAAAAGUCAAAGGGAUCGUAGUCCGACUUAUCAU